CUUUUCAUCGCCGUCAAACGGUGCAGCAGUCCCAUGAAGCGCUCCCAUUCGACCAUGGCGGACACACAGACGUGGACGGCGUCGGACUUCCCCUGCACUCUACAACUCCACAUCCCCUUCCCGUCCGCGCACUACGCCGCAACCGCCUCGCGCGCGCUGUCCGUCGACGCCGAGCUCUCGCCUCUCGUGCGCCGCGCUUUCAGCCUCGCUGGCGACAGGGAGAAGAACACGCUCGUCGUGAAUUACGCGGCGACCACGAACCGCAUGCUGCGCGUGGCUGUGAACGGCUUCUUCGAGAGCGUGGGCGUUGUGAUUGGCGUCAUGAAGGAUCUGGACGUCGAUGUGGUGUAUGAGCCGGUCAAGGAGAGCUUGGAAGGGGUGCAGGGGCUGGUUGUUCAUGGGCAGGAGGGGAGGGGGUGAACAGGCAUAGGGAAGAUACGAGCGGAUAUCCAGACACGGAAGCGCGCCAGAGGGACGUGGAGCUCGGCGAAGGUUCUCGAGCCAGUUCACUGUACACAUAUACAUGGAUGAUUUGAGGAUACGAGAGGGACAAGACACGCACAUCCGUGUCGAGGCUGUCUAGAGGAGCAUGUAGAGCCCUUGGAGGCCGGAGAUACCCGCAGCUACGCAUGCUAUGCUGCACGUCCAUAUACCGAUCAUGCUGUGAGUGGUUUCAAGCCUCUGAACAAGCAAGAUGUCUCUGUCUCAAUCU
Didymella exigua CBS 183.55 is the source of this 712-nucleotide messenger RNA. RefSeq names its product Pcc1-domain-containing protein. The record is from RefSeq and is a predicted model, not a curated record. The transcript has 2 exons. Bases 55 to 420 code for a protein of 121 amino acids. Gene Ontology annotation, cellular component: EKC/KEOPS complex. NCBI's taxonomy places the organism in Eukaryota, Fungi, Ascomycota, Dothideomycetes, Pleosporales, Didymellaceae.